GUGGUUACCGCCGCCGUGUCUGGGGCCAUUUGGUAGACUCCACAGCUCCACUCCUCCGAAACUCUCGCAGGGCCUGCGCUCCUCUCUCUUCCUUCACUCUUCUUUUCCUCCAUUUUUCAUCCCUCUCUCUCUCUCCCUUUCUCUCCUUAUCCCUUUUUUUCCGCGUCGUCUGCUCUUCUCUCUCUCUCAAGUCUUUUCCAUUCUGUCUGCCUCCUUCCUGUGUCUGUCACUUCAGCACAAUAGACUUUCACUCCGCCAGUGAGGCAGAGCAGUGGACGAGCGAGUGAUACAGUGAGGUGGCGGCGGAGGGGUGACCAGAGAGAGAGAGAGAGAGAGAGAGAGAGAGAGAGAGAGAGAGAGAGAGAGAGAGAGAAAGAGGUUGUAGGGGAGGAAAGAGAGGAUUUGGUUUCUCGGCAACAAUGGAAACCCGAUCGCGACCCGGGGAGCCGGACGCUCGAGGCGAGGAGCCGGCCAAGGAGGACCUGAGUGAGAGCAAGCCGAUCGAGCGCUUCGACAUCCCGCUGGACAGCCUGAAGAGGAUGUUUGAGAAGCCGCCGGCAGCCGCGGCAGCAGAGACAGCAGCGGGAGCGCACAGCAGCGUGGAAGUCAAAGGCUCGCUCAGUCCCCGGCGAGGGCCAGCAGCUCAUUCCCACACUCCACCACGGGACCUGAAGACCGAGGGAUCAAGCGCCGACAGGAUGUCCACCAAUCAGGAACUCAAUUCCUCUGCAGGCAGCGCUGCUGUAACCAGGGACGCGGAAGACACUGUCCAAAGGAACGGAGACCCAGAAACAGAGGGAGUUUCAGUGAAGGAGAGACUCGCCAUGUAUCAGGCAGCUGUGGCCAAGAAGGAGACCAGCGCCUCCUCAGCUGGGGUGCUGGAGGAGACUGAGGCCUGUUCUCUGCCCGGUGGGCUGGCCAGCGUGAAAAAGCAGUUUGAGUCUCAGGAGUUCUCUUCCUCCUCUGCCUCACACAGCACCAUCACUCACGUGCAGUCUCAGCACAGAGUACAGGAGAUGUCCAGCUCUCAGACACAGAGAGUUACCUUUAGUGAGAAUGAACAGGUUAGCCGUGAGCAGCAGAGCUUUCAUCAGAACCAUGUGGCCGCAGGUUACGAGAACCACUUUGAUGAGACAGUGAGGAUGAUCGGAGGUGAAGAUCUACCCAAGGUUUCCGCUCAGGCAUUGAAGCAGCAAUAUGAAAAAACGAUUGAGGAGGCCACACCAAGCAAACAAGUGAAGAUUGAUCUUGAUUACAACCAGUUUCAAUGGGCCCCAGUGAAUGUAUCAUCCAAAGCAACUGAAGAUGGUAACUAUGAAACAGUGGCUGUUACCAGAAGAGUGGAGGCAGCAUCUUCCUCCUCCACCUCAGCUUCUGCCUCCACUAAAACCACUGAGACAGUGGAGCAGCAGAACUUCCCUCCUCCUCCCACAGAGUUUCUGCAGGCACCCGGCGAGGUCCCAGUCCGUUGUGCCUCCCCGCAGCCCCAGGAGUACAUCUGCCCCCACCACCACGCCAAGGACUAUUACUCCAAGCAGAGGAACAUGGCCGAGCUGAAGCGCCUCUACAAGCACAUCCACCCAGAAGUGCGCAAGAAUUUGGAGAGGGACUUCUUCAGCCAAGAGAUGGCCUACCAGGAGGAGAUGACUGGAGAAAUGCAGCAGGCUCGCUCAGUGUUCGAAAACAGCAGCAGCCCCAGCAAGUGUAUGAGCCCAGAGAGGGAGUAUCUGGAGUGGGACGAGAUCCUGAAGGGAGAGGUGCAGUCCAUGCGCUGGAUGUUUGAGAAUAAGCCCUUGGACUCCAUCAAAGAUGAAACUCCUGAUGAGGACGAUAGCAAGAACAUCGCCCAACAGGAGAUCAUAGCAGGAAGUGAUGUCAAGUACACUGCUUGGAUGUUUGAGACGCAGCCCAUCGAUGCUUUGCGAUCAGAUACUCCUGACUCCACUGAACAGACAGGCAAAAUGAAAGAGCUUGCGAGAGGAGAUGUCAGGACGGCCACUUGGCUAUUUGAAACUCAGGCACUGGACACGCUGAAUAAGAUCUACCAGGAGGACGACCAAGGCACUGAGGUUGUUUACACAAAAGACAUCGCUGGAGGAGAUGUGAAAACUGCCCGUUACCUGUUUGAGACCCAGCACCUGGAUUCUCUGGCUCACACUGAGACAAUCGAUGAGACCCACUUCCUUAACCUGAAAUCAGAGCUAGAGGAGAUCAAGGGAGAAGUGAAGAUGACCACAAGGAUGUUUGAAACGCAGCCCAUGUGCGUCAUCCGGGGAGACUCAGGCGAGAUGCUUGAGAUCACCACUGUGAGGAGAGAGGAGACUGAGAAAGGAGAUGUGAAGACUUCGCGCUGGCUGUUUGAAACCCAGCCCUUGGACAUGAUUAGCAAAGACCCAUCUCAAGUCAAGCUGAUCUGUGGCGUCUCAAUGGAGGACAACUACCAAGGUGGGGUGAACAAAGGUCGCUGGCUCUUCGAGACAAAGACCUUGGACUCCAUAAAAGAUGAGGAAUGGGAAAGCUCCAAACUGCACAGGGAAGAGGUCAUCGGGGCUGAUGUUCGCAAGCACUGCAUGGUCUUUGAGACCCAGCCUAUGGACUCCCUCAAAGACAAUGCCAACGCAAGACCAACACAGGUGGAAGACAUUAUGGGAGGUAAUGUGACGUCCGCCAGGCAUUUGUUUGAAACAGUUCCCAUGGAGAAUCUGAAAGAACUUGCUGAGGUUGGGAAACUUCAGAAGAGUGUCAUGACAGAAGAGGAGAGGGGAGAUGUCAGACACCAGAAGUGGAUGUUUGAGACCAGGCCACUAGAACAAAUAAGGGAAGAGAAAAAGGAGGUUCAACGCACUGUAAACCUGGAGGAACUCGACAAAGGAGACGUCACAAACUAUAAGGAGAUCUUCGAAACAAUGGACCUCAGCAAAUGUGAUACACAGAGGAUACAAGUGGAAGGUGUUACAAGUGGAUCUGUGAGGUCAAACAAGCAUCUGUUUGAGUCCACUCCUACGUAUGCAAUGCAGGACAGCUCUGGCCAUUACCAUGAAGUGAAGACUAUCAGAAGGGAGGAAAUUGUCAAAGGUGAUGUCCGCAGUUGCAAAUGGAUGUUUGAGACACGUCCAAUCGAUCAGUUUGAUGAAAGCAUUGAUAAAUUCCAGAUCAUCAAAGGUAUUUCCAAACAGGAAAUUGAGUCAGGUGAUGUCAAAACAGCCAAGUGGCUUUUUGAAACUCAGCCACUUGAUGGCAUCAAAUACUUCAGCAACACUGAGGAAGAGGAGACCAGAAAGAAAGAGGGUGUCCAUAUUGAGCAAGGUGAUGUGAAGACCUGCAGGUGGCUGUUUGAGACACAACCAAUGGAUGCCCUGUAUGAGAAAGUGGAGGCCAAGAGUGAGACUGAAUCAACUGAAGUCCAAAAAGGAGAUGUGAAAACCUGCACAUGGCUGUUUGAAACACAAGCCCUGGACACCAUACGGGAUGAAUCGGAGACCGUCAUAAAAACAUGUACUGUUGAUCAGGAGGAAGUUCAAGGUAAAGAUGUCCGUCUGGCUCGCUUCUUGUUUGAGACAGAAAAUCUGGAGAACAUAACUGGAGAAGGCGAGAGUGAUUUCAAGAGGGUAACAGAGAUUGAUAUCCAAUCUGGAGAUGUUUCCAGAAUGAAGUACAUCUUUGAGAACCGGUCCUCGGAUAUCAUGACCUCAACCUCAGAUGAAACUAUGAUGAUGCUGAAGUCUCGCCAGGCUGAGGAAAUACAGAAAGGGAAUGUGGUGAACUGCACCUGGAUGUUUGAAAACCAGCCUAUUGAUGCAAUUCGGGACGCUUCAGAGGAAUCAAAAGAGAGUCGUACUGUUUCAGAUGUCCAAGGUGGUAAUGUGGACAAGGGACGUUUCAUUUUUGAGACCUACUCCCUGGAUAAAAUCCAAGAUGAAUCCUCAGAGACAGAAAUCAAGAAAAUUCAGUCCACCCUCAGAGAGGAGAUUGAGAAGGGAGAUGUGAAGAACUACACCAUGAUGUUUGAGACCCAACCCCUUUAUGCCAUCCGAGAUAAAGAGGGUCACUACCAUGAAGUAACUACAGUCACCAAAGAGGAAAUUCUGAGAGGUGAUGUUGUUGGGGCUAGAUGGCAAUUCGAGACAAAGCCUCUAGAUUCCAUUCGAGACACAGAUGAGGUGUACGUCAUCAAGGCAGUGACUGAGGAAGACAUUCAGAAAGGAGACGUCAGAUCAGCCAGGUGGAAGUUUGAAACUCAGCCUCUAGAUGAAAUUGCAGAGGACCUGAAAGUCCGGAUGAAAACUGUGGAGGACAUCCAGGGUGGAGACGUCAAGAUAAACAAACAGCGUUUUGAGGAGGACCAGACGAAUCAGUAUGUCAGGACUGUAAGUGUGAGCGAGAUCCAAAAGGGAGAUGUGAGAUCUUCCACCUGGCUCUUUGAGACCCGCACUAUCGACAAGAUCCAUGGAGAGGGCUCUGAGUAUGAUGAGAUGGAGAAAGUAACAAAGGAAGAGGUGGUUAAAGGAGAUGUGAAACAGUCUGUAUGGUUGUUUGAGAAAGAGCCUCUGGAUCGCAUCAAAGAGACAGAUGGAUCAGAAACAGUAAUUACUCGAGAGGUGAUCCCACAGGCAGAUGUGAAAUCAACAACAUGGCUCUUUGAAUCAACACCCCUCACUGGAUUCAAUGGAAGCAAUGUAGAGAAAACGGAAAUCAUUGGUAAGAGCAUUAAGAACACUCUGGAGGAACUAUACAGCCAGAAAAUGGUUGAGUCCCAGGGGAUUCUUAUUGAGACCGAUGAGGUUGGAGAUGUUAGAAUGGCUAAAUACAAACUCAUGAACCAGGACGCUCCUGAGAUCCAGAGGGAGGAAGUGAUCCGUGGUGAUCUGAGCAACAUCAUGAUGAACCUGCUGAACAGAUGUGAGGGGACAGAGAAAUGCAUCACAAUUGACCAGGAAGAGAGAGGAAACAUCAACACCACAGUAAAACAACUCUUUAACCAGGGGAGGGGUAUCAAUGUGGAGAAGGAAGAGGUCAUCAGGGGAGACAUACAAGAGGCCAUCAACAACUUGCUGAAAGAGGAGGGGGCCAACAAACGUGGCAUUCUCAUCCAGGAGGACGAGAAGGGUGACGUCAGGAUGACCAUUUACUCGCUUCUGAAUAAAGAGGCAGGAGAAGGCUUGGACAAAGAGGACAUAGUCAGUGGCAAUGUAAGGGGAACCUUGCACAGACUCCUCUCCAAUCCUGAUGCAUCAGAACAGAGUAGAAUUAGAGUAACUGAUACAGAGAGGGGUAAUGUCAGCUUCUACUCCACCUGUAUAGAGUCUGGAGCGCUAGACUAUCUCCGUCAGCUCCAGACUGAAUCAGAUGAUACUGUGGAAGCGAGAGAAAAAGAAAAGAUUAUCGGUGGUGAUGUUGAGACAACUAAAUUGCUUCUCAGAAAGAACCAGAAGGAAAUUGGGCGCACUGUCACCGAGGAGGACAUACUCAGUGGGGAUGUAAACAGCACGGUAAAGGUGUUCAUGACAAAGCCAGAGGGCCUACACAACCUGCAGAAGGAAGAAAUUGUCAAGGGAGACCUCAGGGCAGCACUCAACUCUCUAACACAGGCUGUGAAUCAAAGGGCAGUGCUGGAAAAAGAGGAGGUUGUGAAAGGAGAUAUCAACAUCACACUCAGGUCACUCGUGGAAGCCCAAAAUCAAGCCAAGGAUGUGGAGAAGCCAGAGAUUUUGAGGGGUGACAUCAGAGGGGCCUUGGAAUCCUUGGAGAAAUCAGCAAACACCAAGACAGAGAUCAUCAUAGAGGAUUUGGUGCCUGGUGACAUUAAGGGCACCCUAAAAUCUCUGGAGGAGGCCAAGCAGGCAUUGAAAGAGGUGGAGAAGGAGGAGAUAGUCAAAGGUGACAUCCAUACAGCCUUAAUCAAUCUGCAGGAAGCUUCCUCUGAUAAAAAGGUCUACCAGCAUCAGGUUAGUGAAUUUGGAGAUGUGAAGGGCACCAUUCAGCUGCUGCUGGAGCCUACUGGAUCCCCUCGAAUGCAGCGCCGGGCAAGCACUGAAGGAGACAUCAAGACAUCAAUAAAGUCACUUUACGAGCAGGAGGAAUCACAGGUAGAGAAAGAGGAAGUGGUCAAGGGUGAUGUCCGGGGGGCCAUACACUGCCUCCUGCAGAAGAAGGAUGAGAAGCACCACAAGGGCCACAAUGUCAGGAGAGUCAAAGGAAAAGCACCACUCCAUGAGUGCCCUGAGUGUCUGGCUGCAGCAAUGGCAGAAAGCAGAGCUGCCAGCCAGGCUUUGGCCAUGAUGAACCAGACAGAGACAACAGAGUCAAAGAGCGGUGCACAGGAAGUCACUCAGACUCAGGUUCACUUAGAUCAGAAUAGCCAAGCUACAAGCCAGGAAAGUCAGUCUACUGUGACACAAUCCACAGCUGUCCAACAGAUGGCGACAGAAACUUCUCAAUCCUCACAGCAUUCUUUGUCUCAACAGAUGAGCAAGAAACAGCAGCAGCAAAUGAAGAUGAAACAACAGCAAAAUAUCAAGCAGCAACAGAACAUCAAGCAGCAGCAGAGCAUGAAGCAACAGAGUAUGAAGCAGCAACAGCAGCAGCAGCAGCAGAGUGUGAAACAACAAGAAAACAUCAAGCAGCAGGAAACAACCACCAGUCAACAACAACAACAGCAGCAACAGCAGAGUAUUAAACAGAAAGAAAACAUCAAGCAGCAGGAAACAUCAAUCAGUCAGCAGCAGCAGAGCAUGGAGCAGCAGCAGCAAAGCAUGACACAUCAAGAAAACAUCAAGCAGCAGGAAAUUACAAUCAGUCAGCAGCAGACCAGUACUAAGCAGCAGCAAAUGAAGGUCAAACAGCAAGUGAAUGUUCAAAAGCAGCAAAUGAAUGUCAAGCAGCAUCUGAAGGUCAAGCAACAAGUGAAUGUCAAACAGCAGCAAACAAUUGCUCAACAGCAGCAGCAGCAGACAAAUGUUGAAGAGCAGCAGGUAAAAGAACAGCAGGCAAUCGUAAAAGAACAGGAAGUGGUUGAAGAGCCAGUGAAACCCAAAAUGGACAACCCUGGACCUAUGCUGAUAAAGAAGAAAAAUGUUGGGAAGCAGAUGACAGAGAGCACUACAGUUGCAGGAUCAGGCACUGUUAUGACAAAAGAGACAUCACAGGUGAACAUAACAACAAAGCAGACACAGGAAAUAAAGACAAUCAAACAGGUUCAGACCUCUGUGACGACUGAACAAAAGACUUCGACUCAGAAGCAAACCGUCAAGAACCUGAAGAUGGGCUAUGGCAAGGGUUUGAUCAAGAAAAACAAGCCACAAAUUGAUCUGCCACCUCCACCUGUCUCCCCACCUCCUCCAUCAGAGUCAGAGCUCUCUCUUCCACCUCCUCCUUCUCCCAUCACAGACAGUGAUGUCCCACCACCCCUACCUCGUCCUCUGGUCAUGAGGCAAGACAGCGACCUCCCUCUACCUCCCCCUCCACCACCCCCAACUGCAGAGGCAGAGGCAGAGUUCUUCCCUCCACCUCCUCCCCCACAGGACUUCCUGCCCCCACCUCCUCCUCCACAGGAGCUGAGUGCUGCUAAACCUAAAGCACGCCCUCUCUUCAAAGUGCCCAAGCCUCAGCCACCAAAGCAAGCUGAGCCCCCCAAGUUUAAAUGGCAGAAGAAACAGCCGCCAGCACCUCAACCACCACCUCCUCCUCCACCACCCCCUCCCCCAGCACCUGUUGUUGAAAAGCAGGAAACUUCUGCCACAGCUACCACCAUCAAAGAACAGAGCAGCACACAUAUAGAGCAGGUCAAACAGACUACUCCGGAACCUCCCAUUUCUAAAAUUCCUUCCGUAAUUCCAGUGGCCAAGCCAGUGCAAGAAGAGCCUCCACGGCCACCAAAGAAAGUUUUUGUCCCUCCCAUAAAAAUCCCACCUCCACCUGAACCUACUGAGGUGCAAAAGCCCAGGACCUAUGCUAGGAAGUUCAAAACUCCCCUUAUGCUGGCAGAGGAGAGGUAUCGCAAGCAGAUGGAGGAAGCAGCAAAAAGCAAAGUAACCACUCCAACAUCACCCCCACCUCAAAUGCAUCCGCAGGCACCAGGUGAACAGGCCCCAGCCACCGAAACCACAGGGCUCCCCCAACCACCUCCUCCUAAUGAACCUGAGGUUGUAGCCAAACCAGCCCCUGUUCCACAAGAGCCACCUACAAAGAAAAUGCCCACUCAAAUCCCCAUGGUUAAACCUACAAUCAACAAAAAGCUUACCCAAGAUUCAACCAGUAUGCCCUCUGUUACCUCUAAAAAGCCUCAAACAGUGUCUUCUGGGAUGACCCAAGGUACCCGGUCUCUGUCAACUGAUGUUCAGGCCUCCUCUUCCAUGUCUUCAUCCAGUGUCUCUGAGCAACAACACACUGCUGUAAAGACCAGCUCUGAGACCUCUGUAUCCAAACAGGAAGCCAUCCAGCAGAUUUCAACCUCUGCAACACAGGAGACCAAAAAGGCACCCACUCAACCCAUGAAGAUUCCCAAGGUCACUCCAAACUUCAAGGUCAAAACUAUCAAGCCACCAAAAGUUGAGGCAGAAAAUAAGCAAGAGGCAGCACUGAAGGAGCAAGUGGCCAUCGAUGCCACAGCACAGUUGAACCAAAAGAGUACACAGAGUGUCACACAGAUGGGUACAGCUCAGCAAAAUUCAGAGAGCCUCUCAAGCAGCACCCAAAAGGUGGCUGAGGUCACUGUGGAGCAGGUUGGGAAGACUGCAACUUCAGAUAGUAAAGUGGAAUUCCAGAUGACAAAAUCCAAACAAAAGUCAAAAAAGGAAAUUAAACAAGUCAUGCCUAUUCAAGUCUCUCCUAUACCCCCAAUGACUGUUGAGGUUCCUAAAGGACAAGGACAAGUAACAAUUGUUCAGUCCCACCAAGAAGUCAAGGAGAAGCAUGUUCAGAUCCGAGAGGAAGUUGUGGUGACGGAGAGCCAGGUGCAGCAGCAGAGCAUCCAGCAGAAAAGCAAAAUUCAGAUAAAGAAGCAAGUGAAGUCCUCCCAACAGCAACAGCAUCAGAAACAAAUACAACAGCAGCAGCAAAAAGAGACAUCUAAAGAGGAGGUUGGUCAAAUCAGCUCACAAGAGAUGAAGCAGACUGAGUCAAUGGCUGAGAUCACUGAUAGUCAGAAGUAUGUGGAAGUUCAGAAACUGUUGAGCCAGAUUAAGGAAAUGCAGAGUGGUCACGGGAAACUGGAUGUCAACUCUGUGAAGGCAAUGGUGAUUUCACUCCCCGAUUGGUUCAUUGGAGCAGAGGAAAAGACAAAGAUGGUUACUGUUCAGUUCAGUAAGCAAAAGCUAAAGGAAGUAAUCGUGCAUAUCAGAAACAUUGCGCAGGCAAAGCUGAUUUUUCUUGAGUCGAAUGUGCAGGAAUCUGGUGAGCCAGAGCCAGAGAAGGUGAUCAUUGGUGGUGCAACACCUAAGAUCUCUAAGAUUAGUAUUGGCUCUGCUAGGGUGGAGACCCAGAAGAAAGUGAAGGAGGAGAGGCGGAGCACCCAGGAAAUCAAAGAGCAGGACCUGUCCAAAGCAAGGACCCCGGAGCCCAAAGCACCCUCUGAUACGAUGAGAAUGAGAACCCCAUCACCCACCUUCAUCAGCAUAGAGUCAUCCAGGAGGACGGAUUCUCCUUUCAGGGUCAGCCCCUCUCCGCCGCCCUCUUACAGAUCUGACGCGACCCCUACACCCCCUCCUCGCUGGGCGGACACCCCUACAAAGCUAAGCAGAGCUACACCUUCGCCCACAAUGAGCCGAUCACACAAGUUGUCCAAGCUGAAAGACAACACCACCAAGGUCGCACAGACCCCACCACCAAUGCCCGUGCCAGAGCACAUGAUAAUGAUGCACACAACUGAGAUGGAGGAGGAGUCCUUGUCUUCCAGCCACCAGGAGUUCUCCAUGGAGAGCCAUUCAGUCGAGUCGUUUGACGUCUCAGAAGCGGUGGACUCCAUGAUGACCGUGAAAGACAAGCGGGUGUUCUUUGAGGAGGCUCAGAAAGCGGAAGUCAACAAGACUUACUUGCGCAAGGAUCCAAUCGAUAUCCCUGAGAGACUAGUGGGUGAUGAUGCAGAGGAGGAUGCUGAGAGUGCCGAGAUGCAGGAAAGGAUGAAGGAGGAUCUCCCCAGAGUCGAUCUAUCCAAACUGGUCAACAGGUUUGAGUCCCCGCAACCAAAAAUGUAUAUCAGGAGAGAUCCGAUCCUCAUACCAGAGAGGUUGGGCAGCGACACAGAGGAAGGAGAUCCUGAGAUUGAGCGCAGACCCACUCCAGCUGAAGAGAAGCCAUCAUUCGACAUCAAGGCCAUCAAGAAUGUUUUUGAAUUGGGUGAACCAAGCUUCCACCAUGUGAGGGAGGAGAAGGAGAAAGAUGCCACUGGUUUCUCUGAAACACAGUCUGUCACAGAACACUACUCUACUGUUGAUGAGUUUGGGAACACAGUGACGGGGUCAAGGACUGAGACAUCCAUGCACUCGGAGAGUGUGUCUGGAAUACCAAACCCACCCACCUACGCAGAUGUGGUGCGGGGGAGCGUGCCCGUCCUGAGCGUGUCACCUGAUGCUUCUGCUGAGGAGCUCCUGCAGAACUUUCAGCAGUCGUGGGUCGACAGCGAAACUGUGUUCAGAAACCUGGGCUUCAGUGCAACCGAGGAGCAAAGAUCUCAGAUGAUGUCUCACCAAAGGGAGAGCAUUGUGACUGAAAAUUCGAGUACCCGAGUCCGAACUGUGUCGGGUAUGUCGGAAGAGAGUUUAUCCCAUGGAGUUGCUGAUUGCGGACAAACAAAACUUCCAUAAAACCUGUUUCCGCUGUACCCACUGCAGCAGUCAAUUAAGCCUUGGCACGUAUGCCUCUCUCCAUGGGCGCAUGUACUGCAAGCCACACUACAAGCAGCUCUUUAAGGCCAAAGGAAAUUAUGAUGAAGGUUUUGGAGAAAGACCCCACAAGGAGCUAUGGAGCAACAAAAAUCCGAC
Molecule: messenger RNA, 10976 nt
Organism: Sardina pilchardus (European sardine)
Lineage: Eukaryota; Metazoa; Chordata; Actinopteri; Clupeiformes; Clupeidae
Gene: xirp2a
Product: xin actin binding repeat containing 2a
Exons: 10
Coding region: 420-10799 (3459 amino acids)
Biological process (GO): actin cytoskeleton organization; actin filament organization
Cellular component (GO): focal adhesion; stress fiber
Molecular function (GO): actin filament binding
Source: RefSeq, a predicted model, not a curated record